Molecule: messenger RNA, 560 nt
Organism: Sipha flava (yellow sugarcane aphid)
Lineage: Eukaryota; Metazoa; Arthropoda; Insecta; Hemiptera; Aphididae
Exons: 2
Coding region: 212-538 (108 amino acids)
Source: RefSeq, a predicted model, not a curated record
UGUUGAUGUCGACCCGGCUAAAAUCAAAUUAGCCCGCCGAAAUGCUCAAAUAUACGGAGUCGAGAAAAAAAUCGACUUCCGUGUGGGCAAUUGUUUCGACAUUUUAGACCGGGUCAAUGCAGAUGCAGUGGUGACAUCGCCUCCGUGGGGCGGACCCGGCUACUCCAAACAUUUCGACGCGAAUGAUCUGUGUAGCCGGGAAGCUGGUGGCAUGUCAAGCAUCCUCAAGAUGGCAAGGAAGAUCGCUCCUCGAACUGUAUUACACGUACCGAAGACCGUUGACCGAGAACAGUGUUUACACUUAUCGAGAAACGCAAACUUCGGCCGUGUAGAGUUCGAGGACGUGACGAUCGAUGGCCGGCAGAAUUGUAUAAAUAUAUAUUUAAAAUUGCGACAGGAUAACAAACAACUCGGACCUGUCAUCAAUACAAAAGUAGAAUUAGACACUGGAUACAAAAAUUGGUGGUCACGUUCUAAUGACCUUAAUGCAUAUUCCACAUAUUUGGAAAAAACUUCAAAAUUUUUGAAUUCCAAAUAACUGUGAUUUUGGAAAAAAUUUU